This is a messenger RNA of Postia placenta MAD-698-R-SB12, 1519 nucleotides long. RefSeq lists its product as hypothetical. Bases 1 to 1389 code for a protein of 462 amino acids. Lineage: Eukaryota; Fungi; Basidiomycota; Agaricomycetes; Polyporales; Adustoporiaceae. The transcript is spliced from 6 exons. The record is from RefSeq and is a predicted model, not a curated record.
AUGGCUCCCGCCGCUACUCUGGACGUUCAAGUCCAGCCCUCGAAUGGGGAACCCUCACGCACGCUCCCGAAACCUCAGAAAGAAAUGACCAAAGCCGAGCGGCGUGAACUGCAAGAGAGACAGCGAGCAGCGAAGGCCACAAAACAGGCUGCUGUACCGAAUGGUGUAAACGGGAAAACCGCAAACAACAAGAAGCCCACUGAAGUAACCCAGCCCUCGAACGUUCCCGCACAACGGAAGGAGCGGAGGGCGAGCAGAGCUGCAGACACUGCUCGGCCGACACCCGCACCCGUGAACAAGCCCCUUCAGAAGGUGCCACUGGUUGCUGCGGCUGAUGCCUCAGUCGAGAAAGCUCGCGGCCUACGGAUAUUCGCGCAUUUUGGUUUGCCCAAACCCGCGAGUAUUGCCAAAGGCGAGAUUCACCCGACAAUCGUGCGGCUCGCCUUGCAGUUCUCAAAUUUCAAGAUCACGGGCGCAAACGCACGCUGUAUCGCCACAUUGACGGCGUUCAAAACGGUAAUUCAGGAUUAUUCAACUCCCCCACACACCACACUCUCAAGACAUCUUAUGACCCAUCUGUCGCCGCAAAUCAGUCAUCUCGUCGCUGCGAGACCCAUGGCUAUAACCAUGGGCAACGCCAUUCGCCAGCUAAAGCUGGAGAUCAGCGGGUCCGAUAUUGAUCUCCCUGAGCAAGAUGCAAAAAAUGCUCUUUGCAGUAAAAUCGAUCACUAUAUCCGGGACCGGAUCAUUAUGGCAGACCAGGUCAUACAAGAGACCGCGGGGAGCAAAAUCAAGGAUGGUGAUGUCAUCCUGACCUAUGCAAGAUCAUCAGUCGUCGAGAAGGUGUUACUUGACGCGCACACGGAGGGGCGGGACUUCUCGGUGAUUAUCGUAGAUUCAAGACCAAUGCUUGAAGGCAAACGAUUAUUAUCCAUUCUAUCCGCAGCCGGCAUCCAAUGCACAUAUCUCCUCUUACCGGCUCUAGGCUCGGUCAUCAAUGAGGUGUCAACGGUUCUUGUUGGGGCGCACUCAAUACACUCCAAUGGCUCUGUAUUCUCGCGUGCGGGAACGGCCUUGGUGGCCAUGAUGGCGAAGCGGCAUUCAGUACCAGUCGUUGUAUGUUGCGAGACGUACAAAUUUUCGGAAGGCGUGCAGUUGGACAGUUUUACCAAGAACGAGCUAGCACCGAUCGGGGACAUGUUUUCCUCGUUCCCCCUAACCAAGCCGCGGGACGCAUUAACGUUGCAGAAUCGACCAAAUCUAGAGAUCCUCAACCCGCUUUACGACCUUACUCCCCCGUCAUGUAUCACCGCUGUCGUCACUGAGGUCGGCGUCAUCCCGCCAAAUUCCAUCAGUUCUAUACCAUUAGCAUUAGGCCGGUUGCUUUGACGCAUCGGUGUCUGUAUCGUGUUGCGAUCCCUGCCCUUUACGCAUUGUUGCAUUUGCUAUCAUUGGACGAUUGCAUGUUGUGCAUUAUCAUUACCAUACCGUAUAUCAUCAUGUAGUUCUAAAUGCUUUU